AUGGCGAGCGCAGGGAACGGCGGCGGCGGCGGAGGCGGGCCGCUGAAGCGGUCCAUGGGCCCGCUACGUGUGCAGUACUACAUCGUGAUGGGCGCGGUGGCGGCGGCCGUGGUGCUGGCCACGCUGCGCUACAUGCCGGGACCGGCCAUCCCGGCGACCACCGCCGCCAGCGCUACCACCACCACCAGCGGCGCUGUGGUGCGCUCGGCUCCAGCAGCCGCUGCCGCGGCCGUGGAGGAGGAGGGGGAGGAGCAGGCGCAGGAGGAGGGGAGGAAGAAGAAGAGGAGGAAAGGGGACGGGGUGGUGCUGUUCAACUUCGGCGACUCCAACAGCGACACGGGCGGCGUGGCGGCGGUGAUGGGGAUCCGCAUCGCGCCGCCGGAAGGGAGGGCCUACUUCCACCACCCCACGGGACGGCUCUCCGACGGCCGCGUCAUCCUCGACUUCAUCUGUGAGAGCCUGGGCACGCCGCACCUGAGCCCGUUCAUGAAGCCGCUGGGCUCCAACUACUCCCACGGCGUCAACUUCGCCAUGGCGGGCUCCACGGCCACACCGGGGGCUACCACCUUCUCGCUGGACGUGCAGGUGGACCAGUUCGUCUUCUUCAAGGAGAGGUGCCUCGACCUCAUCGAGAGAGGUGAGGCUGCCCCAAUUGACGAGAAGGCGUUCCCAGAUGCUAUAUACACCAUGGACAUCGGGCACAACGAUAUAAAUGGUGUUCUCCACCUGCCCUAUCACACGAUGCUCGAAAAGCUUCCCCCUGUAAUCGCUGAAAUCAAGAAAGCCAUCGAGAGGUUGCACAAGAACGGGGCCAGGAAGUUCUGGAUACAUGGGACGGGAGCGUUGGGGUGCAUGCCUCAGAAGCUCUCUAUGCCAAGGGAUGACGACCGCGACCUCGAUGAGCAUGGGUGCAUCGCGACCAUCAACAAUGUCUGCAAGAAGUUCAAUUCUUUGCUGAGUGAAGCCCUGGACGAGCUGCGUUUGACGCUGAAAAGUUCGACGAUCGUCUUCGUGGAUAUGUUUGCGAUCAAGUAUGAUCUUGUUGCCAACCACACGAAAUACGGGAUUAAGAAGCCAUUGAUGACAUGCUGCGGUCAUGGAGGGCCCCCUUACAACUAUGACCCCAAGGAGAGCUGCAUGACUUCGGACAAAUACCUCUGUAAGCUUGGCGAAAAGUUCAUAAGCUGGGACGGGGUUCACUUCACCGAUGCUGCAAACGGAAUUGUGGCUUCCAAAGUACUCAGUGGCGAGUACAACAUUCCUAGGGUCAAGCUGGCCAGCCUCAUCCCUAAAGCAAAAUCCGAUGAUUAA
Miscanthus lutarioriparius is the source of this 1311-nucleotide messenger RNA. Lineage: Eukaryota; Viridiplantae; Streptophyta; Magnoliopsida; Poales; Poaceae. The record is from the annotation of a GenBank genome assembly.